Sinocyclocheilus anshuiensis is the source of this 976-nucleotide messenger RNA. It is a transcript of the gene pnhd, whose product is annotated as pinhead. Bases 19 to 975 code for a protein of 318 amino acids. NCBI's taxonomy places the organism in Eukaryota, Metazoa, Chordata, Actinopteri, Cypriniformes, Cyprinidae. The transcript has 7 exons. The record is from RefSeq and is a predicted model, not a curated record.
UGUGUGAGGAACAUUACUAUGGAUUUACUGCCGCUGCUGGUGUUUCUUCUGCUCUGCGCCAUCCAUCAGACCUUCACAGCCGUUUUAGGUAAAAACACAGAAUCCAGAAACCUGUUCACAGAGAGAGCCUGCUGCAGACGCCAAAGUCACAUCAUCUACAUUGGCAAAGAUAUUUCUGGCAGUCCUGUGAAUGUUGAUGUGGGCGUGUGCAGAGCGCAUUGUGACCAAUCAGUGCGUUCUGCAUCACUGGAGGCGGGGCUAAGAGCCUCCAAAUAUUCCUCAAUGCUUGAAUUCCUGAGACACAAAAAGAUGAGGCGUCUGGAUCAGUCCUCAGGAGCUGCAGACUCCAUCAGCGGUUCCCCGUCCUGCGGACUGAGCUCCACCUGCGAGCCGGCUGGGAUGCGUGUGGACCGCGUGAUGCUGUAUGAAGGUCUGCGGGAGGUCGAGAUCAUCGAGGACUGUCACUGCGAAGCCAAAAUGAGCCGGUGUGUCCGAGCGCCAUCACUGAAAACAUACUACUCUGAGACUCCGUACGAGACCGUCAUAGAGGCGGGCAAAUGUGUCGGAUCGAAAGGGGCACCAGAGGGAUUUUCAUGCGUGCCGACUACGUUUGAUUCCACCCUCAUUGAAACUCCAAACAAAGUGGAGUUGAUCCAAACAGUGGCCCAGUGCAAACUAAUGGAGGGAUGUUACAGAAUCCCGUAUGUAGAGUACCACUACGAGAUCACAUACAAUGAUGACGGAGUCAAAGUAGAAAGUCUGAGGGAAAUAGAUGUUGGCAGAUGUUUGGGAAGCUGCACCUCAGGGAGCCGCUGUCUUCUCAGGAGCGCGUCUGACCUCGGUGAAUGUCUGCUGUGGGCUGAAGGGCAGGGCAACGCUUGUGUUCCUCAAGACUACGAAAGCCACACUUUCCUCAGUCAACACGGCCAAAUCCGCACCGUUCUGGCCAUUACUUCCUGUCUAUGCCAGUCUUAAA